GCGAGAAUUUCAUCCUGCAACCCAGUUUUGGAGGGAAAAACCCAAAAGCUACUAUUCAACCAGGUUGAGUGGCUGAGUGAGAGAGAGAAAAUUCAAGAAAAUCUUUGCUGAAUCUAUUGGAAAUCUCUUAGAAGCCCCAUUCGCCAUUGAAGAGAGGGAAAUCCGUGAGAGAGGGAGAGAUUGAUCAUGUUUGCUGCAGAGAAUGGACUUAGAGGAGACCCAAGGCUUCAAGCCAUCUCCGAAGCCAUUCGAGUCGUUCCUCACUUCCCAAAGCCAGGAAUAAUGUUUCAAGAUAUAACAACGUUGUUGCUGGAUCCCAAGGCGUUCAAGGACACGGUGGAUAUUUUCGUUGAUCGCUACAGAGACAUGGGCAUCUCUGUUGUUGCUGGGGUCGAAGCGAGGGGAUUCAUGUUUGGUCCCCCCAUUGCCUUGGCUAUUGGUGCAAAGUUUGUUCCUCUACGUAAACCUCGAAAGUUACCAGGUGAAGUGAUUUCUGAAGCUUAUGUCCUGGAGUAUGGAACUGAUUGUCUGGAAAUGCAUGUUGGAGCUGUUCAACCUGGUGAACGAUCAUUGAUCAUCGAUGAUUUGGUAGCUACAGGCGGGACUUUAUCAGCGGCAAUAAGACUUUUAGAACGUGUGGGGGCUGAAGUGGUUGAAUGUGCAUGCGUUGUUGGAUUGCCUGAGGCGAAGGGACAACGCAGGCUUAAUGGGACCCCACUCUAUAUACUUGUGGAGCCACGCGAAAUAGAACAUUGUUAUUAAGAUCUGUGGGCUUGAUUCUGCUUGGGCUGACUUAUAGGAAAGAUGAUGCUUGAGCAAACAGGCCAUGAUGAGUUUCUACCGAGUUUUGGCGGAAUUCCAUCAUUUCUUGGAUCAAUUUGUAUAAUUUCUCUAUGCAUGAGAUGUGCAUCUUCUGUAGGCUGCUAUGUGCGAUUUAUAGUUUUGGAACAAGCCUCCUGCUUGAAGAAUUGUUGCCCCGUGAUGUUUGAUUUGUUCUUUUAAGUCAUUUUUAGUGCCCAUUUUAGCGAGUCCUCAAUUUUA
This is a messenger RNA of Juglans regia (Persian walnut), 1041 nucleotides long. Its product is annotated as adenine phosphoribosyltransferase 5-like. NCBI's taxonomy places the organism in Eukaryota, Viridiplantae, Streptophyta, Magnoliopsida, Fagales, Juglandaceae. The record is from RefSeq and is a predicted model, not a curated record. Gene Ontology annotation, molecular function: adenine phosphoribosyltransferase activity. Gene Ontology annotation, cellular component: cytoplasm; cytosol. The coding region runs from base 187 to 762 and encodes 191 amino acids. Gene Ontology annotation, biological process: adenine salvage. The transcript is spliced from 7 exons.